Messenger RNA from Orycteropus afer afer, 2193 nucleotides. Its product is annotated as transcription factor Sp1-like. The record is from RefSeq and is a predicted model, not a curated record. Gene Ontology annotation, biological process: regulation of transcription by RNA polymerase II. Gene Ontology annotation, molecular function: DNA-binding transcription factor activity, RNA polymerase II-specific; RNA polymerase II cis-regulatory region sequence-specific DNA binding. NCBI's taxonomy places the organism in Eukaryota, Metazoa, Chordata, Mammalia, Tubulidentata, Orycteropodidae.
AUGAGCAAGCAAGAUUAUUCCAUGGAUGAAAUGACAGCCAUGGUAAAGAUUGAAAAAGGAGUUGGUGGCAAUAAUGGGGGCAAUGGUAAUGGUGGUGGUGCCUUUUCUCAGGCUCGAAGCAGUAGCACAGGCAGUAACAGCAGUGGAGGAGGAGGCUCACAGGGCACCAAUGGCUAGCAGAUUAUCUCUUCCUCCUCUGGGGCUACCCCUACCUCAAAGGAACAGAGUGGCAGCAGUACUAAUGAUGAGUCUUCCAAGAAUCACACAGUCUCUGGUGGGCAGUAUGUUGUGGCUGCCACCCCAAAUUUACAGAACCAGCAAGUCCCAGGACUACCUGGAGUGAUGACCAAUAUUCAGUAUCAAGUAAUCCCACAGUUUCAGACUGUUGAUGGGCAACAGCUGCAAUUUGCAGCCACUGGGGCCCAAGUUCAGCAGGAUGGUUCUGGUCAAAUUCAGAUCAUACCAGGUGCAAACCAACAGAUUAUCACAAAUCGAGGAAGUGGAGGCAACAUCAUUGCUGCUAUGCCAAACCUGCUCCAACAGGCUGUCCCCCUCCAAGGUCUGGCUAAUAAUGUUCUCUCGGGGCAGACUCAGUAUGUGACCAAUGUACCAGUGGCCCUCAAUGGGAACAUCACCUUGCUACCUGUCAAUAGUGUUUCUGCAGCUACCUUGACUCCCAGAUCUCAGGCAGUCAUGAUCAGCAACUCUGGGUCCCAGGAGAGUGGCUCACAGCCUGUCACCUCAGGGACUGCCAUCAGUUCUGCCAGCCUGGUAUCAUCACAAGCCAGUUCCAGCUCCUUUUUCACCAAUACCAAUAGCUACUCAACAACUACUACCACCAGCAACAUGGGAAUUAUGAACUUUACCACCAGCAGAUCAGCAGGGACCAACUCUCAAGGCCAGACACCCCAGAGGAUCAGUGGGUUACAGGGGUCUGAUGCUCUGAACAUCCAGAAGAACCAGGCAUCUGAAGGUUCACUACAAACAAGUCAGCAAAAAGAGGGAGAGCAAAACCAGCAAACACAGCAACAACAACAGAUUCUUAUUCAGCCUCAGCUAGUUCAAGGGGGACAGGCCCUCCAGGCCCUUCAAGCAGCACCACUGUCAGGGCAGACCUUUACAACUCAAGCUAUCUCCCAGGAAACCCUCCAGAACCUCGAGCUUCAGGCUGUUCCAAACUCUGGCCCCAUCAUCAUCUGGACACCAACAGUGGGGCCUAAUGGACAGGUCAGAUGGCAGACUCUUCAGCCGCAGAACCUCCAAGUUCAGAAUCCACAGGCCCAGACAAUCACCUUGGCUCCAAUACAGGGUGUUUCCUUGGGGCAGACAAGCAGUAGCAACACCACCCUUACACCCAUUGCCUCAGCUGCCUCCAUCCCUGCUGGCACAGUCACUGUGAAUGCUGCCCAGCUCUCCUCCAUGCCAAGCCUCCAGGCCAUUAACCUCAGUGCAUUGGGUGCUUCAGGAAUCCAGGUGCACCAACUUCCAGGCCUGCCAUUGACUAUAGCAAUUGCCUCAGGUGAUCAUGGAGCUCAACUUGGCCUCCAUGGGGCUGGUGGUGAUGGAAUACAUGAUGACACAGCGGGUGGAGAGGAAAGAGAGAACAGCCCAGAUCCUCAACCCCAACCUGGACGGAGGCACUGAUGCACCUGUCCCUACUGUAAAGACAGUGAAGGAAGGAGCUCUGGGGACCCUGGCAAAAAGAAACAGCACAUUUGUCACAUCCAAGGUUGUGGCAAAGUAUAUGGCAAAACCUCACACCUAUGGGCACACUUGCACUGGCACACAAGCGAGAGACCAUUCAUGUGUACCUGGUCAUACUGUGGGAAACGCUUCACACAUUCGGAUGAGCUGCAGAGGCACAAACGUACACAUACAGGCGAGAAGAAAUUUGCCUGCCGUGAGUGUCCCAAGCGCUUCAUGAGGAAUGAACAUCUGUCAAAGUAUAUCAAGACCCACCAGAAUAAAAAAGGGGGCCCAGGUGUAGCCCUGAGUGUGGGUACUUUGCCCCUGGACAGUAGAGCAGGUUCAGAAGGCAGCGGCACUGCCACUCCUUCGGCCCUUAUUACCACCAAUAUGGUAGCCAUGGAGGCCAUCUGUCCACAGGGUAUUGCCCGUCUUGCCAACAGUGGCAUCAACAUCAUGCAGGUGGCAGAUCUGCAGUCCAUUAAUAUCACUGGCAAUGGCUUCUGA